AUGUCCACCGAGACCGUUCCCGCAGGCGAGAUCGAGCAUGAGUUGCCUCAGACCCAGAUGCGCCGUUCGCGCUGGUCGUUCUUCAGGUCGAUCCCCUUCCAGAUCGCAGUCGCGAGUGGUGUGUCCUUCACCGCACCUGGUAUGUGGGAUGCGCUGAACAACGUUGGUGCUGGUGGUGCCGCUGAGCCCUACGCCGUGUCCGCGGCCAACGCGCUUGUCUAUGGUCUUUUCGCCGUUGUGUGUGUUGCUGCUGGUGCGAUCAACAAUCGCAUUGGUCUUCGUUAUGGUCUUGUCAUUGGUGCCAUCGGAUACCCUAUCUAUGGCGCUGGUCUCUACACCAACAACUACUCCCCUACCACUUGGUUCAUGCUCUUUGGUAGUGCGCUGUGUGGUAUCUCUGCUGGCUUCUUCUGGGCUGCGGAGGCUGCUAUCAUUAUUGGUUAUCCCAGUCCUAGCGAGCGCGCUUUCUACCUCGCUAUCUGGCAAACAGCCAAGGCAGCCGGCCCAAUCGUUGGCGGUGCCAUCAGUCUCGGCCUCAACGCCUCGACUUCCGGCAAAGGAACAGUCAGCGCUGCAACCUACAUCGUCUUCAUCGUGAUCAUGUGCCUUGGCCUGCCCAUCGCACUCUUCCUCAGCCCUGCCGAGAAAGUCCAACGCAAAGACAGAUCCGCAGUCAUCGUGCACAAGCAGGAAAGCUGGGCAAAGGAGUUCAAAGCCGCCUUCAAGUUGAUCGCAACGCGCCGCGUCCUCCUCCUCCUGCCCGCCUUCUUCAUCAGCUACUUCUACAACGGCUUCCUCUCCACCUGGCUGACAGACUACUUCACCGUGCGCUCGCGAGCCUUCUCCUCAUUCUUCACCAACUUCGCCGGAAUUGCCUCCUCCUUCAUCCUAGCAGGCCUCCUAGACCGCCAAUCCAUCUUCAUCAAGACCCGCGCCAAGAUCGCUUUCUCUUCCAUCGUGAUCAUCCUGACAGGAACCUGGAUCUGGGCGACAAUCCUCCAGAAGCAGUUCUACGAUAUGCCCGAACCACCCCUGUUUGACUGGUUCACUGGCGGAUUCGGAAAAUCCUAUGCGCUGGUCUUCUUCUGGACAUUUGGUGGUCAGGCAUUCCAGCAAUUCCUCUACUGGCUCAUUGGCCAAUACAGUACGGAUCUGUCCUCGCUUUCUUACCACUGUGGUAUUCUGCGUGGAUUCGAGGCGCUUGGUCAGACUGUUGCGUGGGCUAUGCAGUCCCAGGGUAAUGCCAACCAUUUUGUCAGCAUUGGGCUUAACUUUGGUAUUACCCUGUUGGCAUUUGUUCCUACUUGGAUUGUGCUCAAUGAAUUGGAGCAUAGCCAUGAGGUGCAGGUUCCUGUUGAGGAGCAGACUGAGACUACGAAGACGGCUGAUGAUUCUUCGGCUUGA
Molecule: messenger RNA, 1404 nt
Organism: Penicillium nucicola
Lineage: Eukaryota; Fungi; Ascomycota; Eurotiomycetes; Eurotiales; Aspergillaceae
Exons: 2
Coding region: 1-1404 (467 amino acids)
Biological process (GO): transmembrane transport
Molecular function (GO): transmembrane transporter activity
Source: RefSeq, a predicted model, not a curated record